UUGAUUUCCGCGGAAAAGCUGCGUGUGAUAAACUGAUAAUAGAGUCUUGAGUUUCCCGGGAAAAGUCCCCGAAGGCACAGAGUUAGGUUUAGUCUGGAGGCUUCUUUGUUUAUGCAUUUAAAGAAAACAUCAUAUCAGACAUAGAUGAUGUACAUUGUUGCUGCCAUACUGGUCAAUAGAUUUAAGGACACUUGAGUAAGCAAAGAGGUAGCUGGUCGCAGGACCAUAGUCUGUUGCAACAUUUUGAUAGAGAGAGGAGCAUAGACUUCUAGAAAGGGCUGAUAUAAUUGUGGACUUGAUAUGUGGUAGUGGCUUUUGCUCAGUUCAGCUUUGUCAAUACUCGGAUACUUGGACUCAAUGGGAUGGAGGGGCAUUUUAUGUUCUUCCUUUUUCCAUUUUACUUUGGUCUCCUCCAGCAGAGUGGGAGACAUGUGGCCUCUCAUUCUCAGUGCUGAUACUGCAGUACCCAUCAGCUGGCCAAUCCUCAGUGCAAGCGUGUUCGUACUGGUUGCACUAUUUCUCUCCAUGUAUCUUAUCUUCGAGCACUUAGCUGCCUAUAAUCAGCCAGAGGAGCAGAAGUUUCUGAUUGGACUUAUUCUAAUGGUUCCUGUUUAUGCGCUGGAAUCAUUUGUAUCACUGUUGGACGCAAAUGCUGCAUUCAACUGGGAAGCAAUCCGGGACUGCUACGAGGCCUUUGCAUUGUAUUGUUUUGAGAGAUACUUGAUAGCCUGCUUAGGUGGUGAGAAUCGUACAAUUGAAUUUAUGGAGAGUCAAAGCAUAGUAGAUUCCAGCAGUCCUCUUUUGAAAGAAGAAUACGCUUAUGGAGUUGUUGAACAUCCUUUCCCACUGAAUUGCUUUAUAAGAGACUGGGAUCUUGGCCCAGCAUUCUAUUAUGCUGUGAAAGUUGGCAUAGUUCAGUAUAUGAUACUGAAAUUGAUAUGUGCACUGCUAGCUAUGAUUCUUCAAAGUUUUGGUGUUUAUGGGGAAGGAAAGUUCGACUGGAGAUAUGGCUACCCUUAUUUGGCAGUUGUUCUUAAUUUUAGUCAGACUUGGGCCCUAUACUGCCUUGUGCAGUUCUAUUCUGUCAUCAAGGACAAACUACAACCUAUUAAACCACUGGCCAAGUUUCUUACUUUCAAGUCGAUUGUAUUCUUGACAUGGUGGCAAGGAAUUGCUGUUGCAUUUCUUUUCUCUAUGGGUGCCUUUAAAGGGUCCUUGGCACAGGAGCUGAAAACUCGCAUACAAGACUACAUCAUAUGCAUAGAGAUGGGUGUUGCUGCGGUGGUCCACCUAUAUGUCUUCCCAGCAGUACCUUACAAACGUGGAGAAAGAUGUGUUCGCAAUGUUGCUGUGAUGGCCGACUAUGCAUCACUUGGAGCACCUCCUGAUCCAGAGGAGGUUCGUGAUUGUGAAAGAUCAACUAGAAUUCAUCUACAACGGCAUGAUGAGAGAGAAAAGCGCUUGAAUUUUCCCCAGAGUGUUCGUGAUGUGAUUUUUGGAAGUGGUGAAAUUAUUGCUGAUGACAUGAAGUAUACAGUAUCACAUGUGGUAGAACCAGUUGAAAGAGGAUUUGCAAAGAUCAAUAAAACCUUCCAUCAGAUAUCUGAGAAUGUGAAACGCUACGAGGAGCAGAGGAGGAGCGCCAAGGAUGACAGUCAUGUUAUCCCCUUGAGUUCAUGGAACAGAGAAUUCUCUGAAGCCCAGGAGAAUCUUGUUGAAGGGAGUGUCAGUGACAGUGGUUUGACCAAUGGGAAGAGGCAACAUACCCCGUCUAAAGCUUCAAAUUCUCGAGCAAGAUUAGGGAGAUGAUGUCAUCCGAUAUAUGGGAACACAAACACAUGAGUAAAUUGUAAAUGGUGUGGUAAAGGAGUUCGACGUGAUUUUAGAUGAUGUCGAUACACUUGGGCUGGCAGGAAGAGCCUCUGCAGCUAACAUGUUGAUUGAAACAUCCAUGUAAAGGAUCUUCUGACCAAAGACUUUUUCUUGAAGUGACCAUGCUCGGUACAGAACGAUGGAGCCGUGGAUACAUCAGGUGACAGAGCUAUAGCCACUUAGACUAUGAACAACUUUCUAUGCCUCAUGAAAAUUUGAAUAUAGCCAAUUGAUAAUGAAAUUUAGUUUUGGUUGAAGAAAAACAUUAUCUGGUAUAGUAUAAAACUAUAAAUGCUUAUUUUCACUCUACAUGGGACUUCGGAUAUGUGCUGUCUUCAAAGAAAAAAGAUACGAGGCUUAGCCAGAUGCAA
Argentina anserina (silverweed cinquefoil) is the source of this 2243-nucleotide messenger RNA. RefSeq names its product protein LAZ1 homolog 1. Lineage: Eukaryota; Viridiplantae; Streptophyta; Magnoliopsida; Rosales; Rosaceae. Gene Ontology annotation, molecular function: transporter activity. The record is from RefSeq and is a predicted model, not a curated record. The coding region runs from base 358 to 1809 and encodes 483 amino acids. The transcript has 9 exons. Gene Ontology annotation, cellular component: membrane. Gene Ontology annotation, biological process: transport.